GUUUCACGGAUUAACUACAUCGCCCUUUAGGUCGUUCUUACCGCCCAAACCCAGAGGGAGGCCCGACGACGGGGAGGACACCCGCGAUUAACAUGAACAUUUUUUAAAAAGAAUAUGGGUCGGUUAUACAUCUGAGAACUAUGAAGCAAAUUGCGGUUGUGAUGAUUCUCCUCAACAUCAGCUACGGUCAUUUCUCGCGCUCGCAAUCGGUUGACAUCGACGAACCGCACACGUACACACCACCGAGACACUACUUCCAGACGUCGUCCUUCGACGAGGCGGAGCUGGAGGCCGACGACGUGGCGAAAAACCCGCUCGACCGGGGCCCGUACUUCGACAUCUCGGCCUCGCGCAACGUCACGGCGCUCGUCGGCAACACGGCCUACCUGAACUGUCGCGUGCGAAAUCUCGGCAACCGCACGGUCUCGUGGAUCCGGCACCGGGAUCUGCACCUGCUGACGGUGGGAAAGGCCACCUACACCUCCGACCAGCGCUACCAGAGCGUGCACAAUCCCCAGCUGGACGACUGGUCGCUGAAGGUCCUCUACCCGCAGCAGCGAGAUUCCGGUGUGUACGAGUGUCAGAUCUCCACGACGCCCCCGGUCGGCUACUCGAUGACGCUGUCGGUCGUCGAACCCAUCACGACCGUUGUCGGCGGGCCGGACUUGUACAUCGACACUGGGUCGACGGUGAACCUUACCUGCAUAGUGAAGCAUCUGCCCGAGCCGCCGCCAGUGAUUCAGUGGACGCACAACGGAGAGGAAAUCAACUACGAUUCGCCACGCGGCGGCGUGUCGGUGAUCACGGAGAAGGGUGACAUCACCACGUCCUACCUGCUGAUCCAGCGGGCCCGGUCCUCCGACUCCGGCAAGUACACGUGCCUACCGUCGACGGCCAACCCGAUGACGGUUCACGUUCAUGUGCUUAAUGGCGAGCAUCCUGCGGCGAUACAAGGUGCCAAGGGGUUGCGGAGUAACAACAUUCUGCCAUUCGUGCUGCUGCUGCUGGUGUUGGGAUUACGGACCUUUCCGGUGAGAUAAGAUACGUACCGGUAGUUGCACAACGGAAUCUCCUGCGUUGCCAUUGAUUUUAUAGGGAUCGGGUUUUACCUCCGUCUCUGAUGUGGGGCAGUUGU
Molecule: messenger RNA, 1135 nt
Organism: Anopheles coustani
Lineage: Eukaryota; Metazoa; Arthropoda; Insecta; Diptera; Culicidae
Product: zwei Ig domain protein zig-8-like
Exons: 8
Coding region: 141-1040 (299 amino acids)
Biological process (GO): synapse organization
Cellular component (GO): neuron projection membrane
Source: RefSeq, a predicted model, not a curated record